AUGCCCCUUGACCCGAUAUUCGUUAAUUCCUCUCCUUUCCUACCGAUCCUUUUCCUCGGUCUCGGAGCGGUCGCUAAUGCACAUGUCGCUGCGUGGGCCAAAGGCAUGUACUGCCUAGAUGGCACGUCCGGCAGUGAGGACCAAAACACCAAUACUGCCGUUGCCCCGCUGUAUCAGCUGGAGAAAUCAGACUGGUGGUUCCAACACGAACGUGGAUGCGACGCGGCUCUUCCAGCAGAUGGUGACAUGCUGGCGCUCCCAGCGAACGGAAGCUUCACGGUCGAGCUGGCUCAUAGUCGAGCACUGACGACCCUCGCCUACGAUGGUCAAUUUGCAACCGACUGGCCAGAUGGUCACGAUCAUCCAGAAAAAUGGAAAGGUGCCGGUGAUCCUGCUGAGUGUAUCCAGGAUGACGGCGCUAUGCAUACAAACAACCACACUAUGGCGGCUGGGACGGCAUUCGCGAUCAGCUACGAGUCGGACAUUUCCAAGGUCACGAUGGAGAAUCUCGCUGUUUUUUCCGUCCUUGAGCACUCUCCCUGGAAGCGCCUGGCGACAUACGAGGUUCCUGACCUCCCUGCAUGCCCGCCCGAUGGAUGCACUUGUGCGUGGCUUUGGGUACCCAUCGGCUGCGGACAACCAAACAUGUACAUGCAAGGAUUUAAAUGCAACGUCACCGGAUCAAAAUCUUCCAAGAAAGUCGGGUCCGCACAGCCGCCCAUAUAUUGCGCAGACGAUGCAUCCAAGUGUGCGAAGGGCGCAAAGCAAAUGAUUGCAUGGAACCAAAAAUCGGGUGACAAUGUUCAAGCCCCGGAUGGAUCUACUCCAACUUACAGUGAGAGCUGGGGUUGGCAGGCUGGCCCUCAGCACGACAUUCUUUCUUAUAACUAG
Molecule: messenger RNA, 891 nt
Organism: Aspergillus steynii IBT 23096
Lineage: Eukaryota; Fungi; Ascomycota; Eurotiomycetes; Eurotiales; Aspergillaceae
Product: lignocellulolytic auxiliary activity family 14 protein
Exons: 7
Coding region: 1-891 (296 amino acids)
Source: RefSeq, a predicted model, not a curated record